This is a messenger RNA of Somion occarium, 3112 nucleotides long. The record is from the annotation of a GenBank genome assembly. Lineage: Eukaryota; Fungi; Basidiomycota; Agaricomycetes; Polyporales; Cerrenaceae.
AGCACUUUACCUCUUCCCACCAUCUCCUCCUCUUUUUUACCCUCUUUAAUUGUCAUACCCACUGUUUAUUGGAUGUAUGCAGAGCCUCUCGCGCACGACGAGCAAGGCGGCGCCAUUUUGACACCGUUUUGGAGCGAUGGACGUCGACAUUCUCGGUCGCAGCUACCCUCAAUUAAUACCUCGCACGACGGGGACAACAACGGCGAAAUAACCAUUUCUGGCCUGCCCGAUGAUGUCGACGUGGACCAGCAGAUAUCCCAGAAAUUGCUCGAUGUUGAACAAAGUCAGCACGUCAAGGCUGCUUCUUUCCCAGAACCGCCUGUGUCGCCGUUCUUUUCAUAUUCCCAGGAAAAUAUAUCCGAAGCGGAUCUCUCCAUGUCUCCGGCUGCAAUGUUUCUGUCUUCUUUCAGUCCAAGGGCUGAGCAAAAUGUACUCCCUGAUGACGAGGGCCAAGUUGUCUGUGGUUAUACCUUAGGCCCUAUAAUUGGCUACGGAGCUUUCUCUACUAUACGUCGGGCCUCCUCUCCUCAAGGCGGAACGGUUGCUGUCAAGAUUGUCCGCAGAACGGAUAUUAAUAAGCAGCAGGACCCUGAGAGGGCGAAGCAACAUUUGGAUCACGAAAGACAGGUAUGGUCGUCGCUGAAUCAUGAGCACAUCCUACCCCUGUUUUCGUCUUUGCACACCCCGUAUGCAGACUUCUUUGUCACACUUUAUUGUCCAGCAGGUAGCCUGUUUGACAUCCUGAAACGGGAUGGCCGGCCGGCACUGCCUCAGGACGAUGCGGGGAUGAUGUUCAGACAGGUGGUUCGCGGCUUGCGGUAUCUGCAUGAGGUAGCGGGUAUUGUGCAUGGCGAUAUGAAGCUCGAAAAUGUGCUUGUAGACGAAAUGGGUGUUUGUAGAAUCGGUGAUUUUGGAAUGGCACGAAAGAUAGGCAGUAGUGAUGAUAGUCAUUCGCCUUCUCCGCCGCCCGAGUGCGACCAAGAAAACACGAACGAACCAAUGCACGCACGUAUACGACAUCAUUCUACUAUGUCAAGUGCAGAACGAUUACAAAACAAACAUGGUACUCUCUUGCCAAUUCAUCUAUCGCUCAUACGGCAUCACAGUGGUCCACGCCACCGCAAUUCGAGUCCCUUACCCUCUUCAUCCGAAAUUCCUCAUGUAUUCCCUGAUCCGACUUUCCAGCCUGGCUCAUUGCCAUACGCAGCGCCAGAGUUGCUCUUACCUCAGAAUACAUCUUACACCCGUCCGAAUCCUGCACAGGAUAUCUGGGCUUUGGGUGUGAUGCUUUAUACCCUUUUGACGGGUAGAUUACCAUUCGCUGAUUCAUUUGAGCCGCGUUUGCAAAUGAAAAUUUUACAUGGUGCGUAUCUUCAGGAUGGUACACUUUUCAGUCGCGGCAAUCAUUCUUACGUACAUCCUUAUCCUUAUCUUUCCAAAGGUGUGUACGACGUCCCUGAAGGAAUCGGGCGUGGAGCAGAGCGUGUCUUGAAAGGCUGUCUUGAACGCUCUGUUGCAGAACGAUGGACAAUUGCGAUGGUAGACGAAGUUGCGUGGGGUGUAGGAUGGGGCUCUGAUGGCGAUGCAGUACCGUCUCCUGAACAAGCUUGUCGCCCUUUGCGCGAGCAAAUUGACACAGAAAAACCCUCAUCAGCGCCCUGCUCGCGUCCAUCCACUAGUCGCUCAACAUCAGCUGUCAGAAGCACCAGUCGCAGCGCUUCACGUUCUGCAGCCCACCCCUACCAGACUCCUCACUAUCAUACACAUCAUCACCAUCCUACGCUGCCGAGUUUUUCUGCAUUGAACGACUCCAUACUUCGAAGCGCAUCUAGCUGCUCAUCUUCAUCAUCUUCAUCGGUACCUUCUGAGUCUGCUCUUCACUUCUCAUCUGAUAGUUUCGAGUACGAUGACGCAGGAGAUCGUUUUGAACGAGGGAGGGCCUUACGUCCUCAUUCCCACCUGGCGACUUUGCAGUCAUCGUCUCGAUCGCCCAGUCCGCUAGACGUGCCGCCCACGCCUACUGAUGCUUCCUUACAUCCGGAGGGGAACCGUGGUCGGAAAGUGUCUCCACGUCAUCUCGAGACCUCUCCAUCUAAUCAUCCAUUCUUCAAACGAGACUCUCAGAUAACUUCGUCACCAUUGGAUACAGUGGAAGAAUACUCAGCUGCACACGACGCUCGUUGGGGGCUCAGCCCAGAUUCUACCCAAUCAUCUCUUGGUCGAGAGCGGUCACCAAGAAGUCUAUCUCACGAUGACACUUCGAGCAGGGCGCGCGAUGUUCGCAGUCCAUAUCAUGAAGAGCGAGUGAAGAUCAGGCCAGGCAGUAUGCCUCCUGCACCGUUUCCUGGAUUUCCGUGGAGGAUGGAUUUGCCCCCUCCAGAUAGAAGCGAGGAUUCGUCCACCGCCACCCCUAAAGCCAUACAAUCGUCGUCGAUACGAAGUCGAAGUGUCGGCUUCGAUAUCUUCGAUAGACGGUACUCGCCUGCGUUUAAGACAUGAAGGAUCUUGCGGUAGGGCAAGAACAAGAGUGUUUAAUCUUCAUUAGUCGGUCUCUCAUCGACUACAAUAUAUUCCCUCAUUCGCUGCAACGAACGUCGGUCGCAAUAUUUAGCGAAUCUUCGCAACCAUGUACCAUCACGCCAUACGAUCUUACGACGCUGAUGACGCGAAUCUUAGUUUCGUGCUAAUAUCUGUUCUUUUCGUGGCAUUUCGUUAUGUUUGGUCACUUCAAUCUCAUCCUUCGGUUCUGUUCAUGGUCUAUCUAUUGCACUUCAGUAUUUCUAGGCUUAGCAACAUGUGUCUCGAUAUCUGUCUUGUGUCCGAUUUCUUGUAUUACCCCCUACCUUACUUAUUCUGUACUACUACUAUCCCCAGUCAUGCACUUCUCCACGUUCUCAACCACGAUACCCCUUCCUCCACUCAUACUUUUCCCCUUGAUUACUCGUACUCACUCGUUCAAUUCAUGACAUAUUGGAAUUCAAUUGUCCUUCUGUCAAAUAAUACGACUCAAAUGUUCAAUGCGACUAUAUAUCUCGUCGACGUCUGUAAUAUACCAGUUCUGUAGUACAAGUAGCAUGAUUGUAAAUAUAUCGACACAUAAUUUACUUACAGG